GUGCAGCCACUGGUGACGAGAGUAGUGGCAUAUUUUCCGUUCGUACUGCUGCAGCAACGCUUGCCAAGUGAAAGCAGCGGACAACGGCCUGUCGCUUUAUUUCAGGAUACCCCAGGUGUUGUUUGCUCGCGGGGGUCAAGUUUAUUUGGUUGCCGCGGUUGCUGGCGCCCGAUCGGUUGCCAGGAGCACUCGGUGACAUAGUUUCAGUACGACAGCGCAGUUGACCCGAAACAAGACGCCAUUGUGGUAAUCCAGAUGAAAACAGUGAUCAGCUGUCGUCCAGAAGUAAUGAUCGCUGGCCUUAGGUCGAAAUUUCAGAGUUUUGGCCUCACUACUAGUUCUGGAAGUUCCAAGAGCCUGAAGAAGAGUAAAAAAAUAGAGGAGCAGCCUAGAAGACUCGCGGAAACAAUCUUCGCAUAGGCUUGGUUUCGUGUCGGAACGUUCGAACUGUGACGCGACCGCUUUUGUGUUCCAGAAUUUUGACUGUUCACUUGCAAACUCGGGACAAUGAAGCUUUUGGAAAGCAGCCGCUUCGAGGCCAUCAACUCUGCGUUGUGCUUCGAGACUGGCGAUUGCAAGAUUGUUGGCAGGAUUGAGAGCUACUCCUGCAAGAUGGUGGGAAGUGAUAAACGGCUGUUCAAGACUAUGAAUGCUGAAGCAGGUGGUGGACCCAAUGACUUGCAAGCGCUAUCACCACCGCAAAGUGUACUGAUCUCGCAGAGCCCAAGUAGGCUUUACAGUCGAAGCCAGAGUGAUGAUGGAGAGUGCCACUUGUGUGACACUAUUAGUCGCAAGACUUUGUUUCACUUGAUUGGUACAUUGAAUGCAUCGUUCCAUCCAGACUAUGAUUUCAGCCAGGCCAAGAGUGACGAAUUCAGCCGUGAGCCCAGUGUGGAUUGGGUGAUGAACACUGUGGACAGCAACUUGUUUGCAACAGCUAACCAAGCAUACAGUGCACUCCGAAGCCACCUGUGGGCAGCUGUGGACAAUGAAAUCUCACUGCAUGAAUGCGAGAUCUUCAGUUACAACCCAGAUCUGGCCUCAGAUCCUUAUGGAGAAGAUGGUUGCCUGUGGUCAUUCAAUUAUUUCUUCUACAACCGCCGGCUCAAGCGUAUUGUCUUCUUCACCUGCCGGGCAGUCAGUGCAAACAGCUUUGAGUAUGGCCGAGAUGACCUGGAACUGGAAAUGAACAUGGAGUUGGAAGAAGAGAGCAUGGCCCACACCAGCAGAGCCACACAAGAGGCAUUUUAAGAGUAUGCCUCAAGAAUGGUGGAUCACCUCAACAGCAAGAAUCCAUGCAACUUGUAACAGGCACAUCACCGGAAUCUCCCGUCCGCUCUUUGCACCUGCUCAUUCAGUACAUUCACUACAUUUUCCACAUUAGCGCACAAGUCAUGCAAUUGGCUGAUCACAGCGUACGCUAAAAAAUUUGUAUAUAAAAUUACAUUGUCUACACAUCAAACAUGCGCCAACUUUUAACUGUACAGUGAAGGAUUUUAGACAAAAAUCUUGCUUUAUUGCCCGGUUAAACUAACAGUACCUGCCUUUACUAAAACAUCCCUUGCCUUUGUGUUGCACUUCAUAUCUUUUCUCUGUUACUCAUUGCAUUCGUAUAGUACAGGAUACUAGAAUGAGCACUGUCAAACAACGCCAGGAUUACGAUAAACUGCAGCUGCUCAAAUAUGACCAUGUUUUGAAAAAAAUUAAAUAUCUUGCAAUGAAUUUGGUAGUGAUCUCUACUUAUUGGACUGAUCUAGACUAUACCUAAGCAAUAAGCUGUAAUAGGCUAAAGUUUUUUUCUUGUGUUUGCUUUCUAUUUCUGUAUUUUUGUCUGGUAGGAGAUUGCUUUGCCUUAGUCAAACAUUUUUUUUUCUUUGUGGUGUUUACAUAACUGCAGUUACGUCCUUGGUCUUAUGCUGAAGCAGUUGCAGCAAUAUUGUGCAACAGGAGUCUUAGGCAUGUCAGAAGGUGGCUGUUUGUAAAAAGACAUUGCAUUUUUUUCUGCAUAGCCAAAUUAUUUAUGCUGAUCUUUGUUUGUACACGUAGCCAGUUGCCAGUACAAACUGUAGUAGCCAUUUAUUGUGUGUUCUUUGUAGUUUUUUUUCCUUCAUUGGCUGCAUAGCUGCCAAGUCUCUUGGUCUAUGCUACCUGUUUAGUGUGUGAAAAGCAAGAUGCUAUAUGCAGUUUCUAAGCUUUCUUUUUAAUGUAUAUUUUAGUUAUUUAAUUCAGAAAUAAAGAAAUCAAACGAU
Molecule: messenger RNA, 2249 nt
Organism: Rhipicephalus sanguineus (brown dog tick)
Lineage: Eukaryota; Metazoa; Arthropoda; Arachnida; Ixodida; Ixodidae
Gene: Maf1
Product: repressor of RNA polymerase III transcription MAF1 homolog
Exons: 6
Coding region: 508-1251 (247 amino acids)
Biological process (GO): negative regulation of transcription by RNA polymerase III
Cellular component (GO): nucleus
Molecular function (GO): RNA polymerase III core binding
Source: RefSeq, a predicted model, not a curated record